Molecule: messenger RNA, 1437 nt
Organism: Thunnus maccoyii (southern bluefin tuna)
Lineage: Eukaryota; Metazoa; Chordata; Actinopteri; Scombriformes; Scombridae
Product: transcription factor E2F4-like
Exons: 10
Coding region: 254-1312 (352 amino acids)
Biological process (GO): regulation of transcription by RNA polymerase II
Cellular component (GO): RNA polymerase II transcription regulator complex
Molecular function (GO): RNA polymerase II cis-regulatory region sequence-specific DNA binding; DNA-binding transcription factor activity, RNA polymerase II-specific; protein dimerization activity
Source: RefSeq, a predicted model, not a curated record
CCUUUAUUUUGAAGGCAGGUAGACACGGCUACCGGAAACAAGACGAGCCGAGCUUCAAAACAGUGGGGAGCGGAUUAGCAGAAAAGUUGGUACAAAACUGUAAACUUACUUUAGAUUUAAAUUAAACUGUGGACACGUUUACCUGGCCACCAACACUUGUGACGUAAGUUACGUUCAGGACUACUAGCUUUAGCUUCAGUUAGCUCAGUAUCCUGAAGCUUCCCAGUGUUGGUCCACACAACGAGCGAGCAACAUGGAUCCUGAAGGAAACCCACACAGUCCAGAUGGAGAGACUGCCAUGUCAGACCAGAACCCCAAAUACCAGAGAUGUCAGAGGAGCCUAAAUGUGCUCACCACGAGGUUUGUCAGGUUGUUACAAGAAGCUCAAGGCGGUGUGUUGGACCUCAAAUAUGCUGUCAGAGUCUUGGCUGUUGGACAGAAAAGGAGAAUCUACGACAUCACAAAUGUGCUAGAGGGCAUUGGUCUGAUUGUGAAAAUUUCCAAAAGCACUGUAAAGUGGAUUGGUGCUUUGCCGGGAGAAAAUGCACUGGAGUUAUCCAACAGACUGUUAGUUUUAAAGUCUGAGCUGGAGGACUUGGAGGAGAAGGAAUGUAUGUUGGACCAGCAGAAAAUGUGGGUCGAACAGAGCAUCAGGAACACAACAGAAGACUGCAGCACUCUCACCUAUGUGAAUCAUGAGGAUAUCUGCAACUGCUUCAGAGGCCACACUCUUCUGGCAGUACGCGCACCUUCUGGCACACAGCUAGAUGUUCCCAUACCCAAAGCUGUCCAGAACAGCCCGGCAAAGUUUCAGAUCCAUCUGAAAAGCAUCAAUGGACCCGUAGACGUCAUACUUCUUAACAAACACUCUAUCAGCUCUGCCCCUGUUGUCUUGCCAGUCCCACCACCUGAAGAAAUUUUACGGGAUGCCAAGUUAGCCAUGUCUACAACAGAUGAGACAGAGAGCAACACUGCACCUUGUCAGCCUGCAGCUUACGCCAAACGCAACACUAAAUCAAGACAGACGGCCUUGGAGGACAAACAGGCUCUUCAGUCAUCAUCCUUAAUGAACGCAGCACCUAACAGAACUGAUGCAUCUGCAUUGCGAAGUUUAUCAAAGGAAAUGGAAGACUUACUAGACCCAAACAAAGAAAUUAUGAAUGCAGAUCUAAUCACAGAGCUCAUGGCCUCAGAAGUUUUUUCUCCGCUCCUCCGCCUGUCUCCUCCGCCUACUGAACAGGAGUACGUCUAUAAUCUGGAUGACAGUGAAGGCCUGUGUGACCUCUUUGACAUCCCUCUUCUGAAUGUUUGACCAUGGACUCUUGUGUUAAGACUUCAAAUGUAAAUAUCUUUAUGCAAGAACAUGUACAUAGCCGUCUGUUUUUAACUGUUAUUGGAUUAUUUGGCAGAACAUAUAAUAAACAAGUGAUUUUCUAA